Messenger RNA from Striga asiatica, 1467 nucleotides. NCBI's taxonomy places the organism in Eukaryota, Viridiplantae, Streptophyta, Magnoliopsida, Lamiales, Orobanchaceae. The record is from the annotation of a GenBank genome assembly.
AUGAGAAGUUGGAAAUCAUGGGAAAAGGAAACAAGAACAACUGAGUACCAGUUUUCAAACGAUCCUGAGAGGUUUAGGUUUGCAAGGGAAACGUCGUUCGGGAGAAGGCACUUGAACUUUUGGAGCAAAACUCCUGUUCUAAUAUGGAUUAUAAUUUUGCUAGUAGGAACCAAGCUACAAGUCAUAAUAACAAGAAUGGGGCUGAAAAUUCAAGAGCGAGGAGAAGUUGUAAAGGGCGUGCCCGUAGUUCAACCUGGAGACUAUCUUUUCUGGUUCAAUCGUCCUCGUCUCAUUCUCUAUCUCAUCAAUUUUGUUCUUUUUCAGAACGCGUUUCAACUGGCCUUCUUCUCAUGGACAGUGUAUGAAUUUGGUCUGAAGUCGUGUUUCCAUGAACAUGUGGAGGAUGUGGUGAUUAGAAUCACAAUGGGGAUUCUUGUACAAAUACUUUGCAGUUAUGUCACACUCCCACUAUAUGCUCUCGUGACUCAGAUGGGGUCCACGAUGAAGCCGACGAUAUUCAACGAGCGGGUGGCGACGGCCCUCAAGAACUGGCACCACACCGCCAAGAAACACGUAAAAGAGAUUAACAAGCACCAGCACCCGUCAGCCCCCGGGACCCCCAUGUCUGGAACCCCGCGGUCCCACGGCAUGUCCCCCGUGCACCUCCUCCGCAACCAUAAAGGGGAGGCCGACAGUUUUCAGGCCUCCCCACGUAGGUCCAAUUUCUUCGUCGAGACCGACCAGAUGUGGGACUCCGAGUCACCAUCCCCUCACGGUCAUCCCGACUUGGAUCACGAGGAUGCCUUUCGCCGCCACCCGGACAACGACGACGAGCUGGGCCCAUCUCUGGCGCCGGCGCCGGUUCCACAACUUGAGAUCAACGUCACGGGCUCUACAGACUUCUCGUUCGACGGGCAGCUCAGGAAGUAGAGGUCGCUAUUGAAAUAGUUUGGGGAAUUGGAAGUGAUGAGAAGCAAAAUUGGGUGUGUGUGUGUAUUGAUUUUGUAAAUCAUAUAUACAUUGUGCACUUGGGGAGAUCAAAAAGUGAUCAUGAAAUGUAAUGUUGCUUAAGUAAUUGAAUAUAAGCGAGUACGGGCAAGUAAGCCUUUUGAUUUAUGUAGGUUCAAAUAUGAGAGAGCUUUCCAUGGUAGAGUUGAAAUUGGACAAGGUCCACAAGGAAAUAAAGUAAUAAACGUUUUAGAUAAAUUUUAGCAUGCAAUUUAUAAAUCACUUGUAUAAGGUGAUCAGAUCAUAUACUAUAAGGCAAGCCAUUGUGGCAAAACCACAUAUGAGUAAAAUUGUUACCACCUAAGAAAUAGAUCCAAUGUACAAAAAUUAAUGUUCUCCAAUGCAUUUGGAAGUAUGACAUAGUGCAUUGAGUCUAAUUAGACAUGAGUGGAGAUCUGGUUGCUUUGCAUUGGAAUAAUUUUGGCUAUUUGUACUUAAUUUUGUCCAUUUCAUUCAAAG